This is a messenger RNA of Aureobasidium namibiae CBS 147.97, 1248 nucleotides long. RefSeq names its product coproporphyrinogen III oxidase. Bases 1 to 1248 code for a protein of 415 amino acids. The transcript has 2 exons. The record is from RefSeq and is a predicted model, not a curated record. Gene Ontology annotation, cellular component: mitochondrial intermembrane space; cytoplasm. NCBI's taxonomy places the organism in Eukaryota, Fungi, Ascomycota, Dothideomycetes, Dothideales, Saccotheciaceae. Gene Ontology annotation, molecular function: coproporphyrinogen oxidase activity.
AUGAGCACAUUUGCGUCUACGGCAUUCCGCCGUGCAGCACAAGCAAGCCGCGCGCCGUACUGGCAAGCCCGUACCGCCCGAUUCACAAAGCAACAAGUCCGCUCCAUUGGCGACCAUGGCACCAAGCCGCCGCUCCCUCCAGGCUCUCCUCAGCCCUCGAGGGUCGUCGCUCCCAAGACCCGCAUCGCCGUGGGCAUCGUCUUUGUCGGUGCCCUGAUCUACUCAAUGGCCACCGGAGACGUAGAGCACACCGAACCGCCAUCGAUUGCAGAGCGCGAUAGUCUCAGUAAGCGCGAAUCCGGCGUCACCCAGACGUCCCCCAUGCGUCUGAGAAUGGAACAAUUCAUAAAGCAAAAGCAGGAGGAGAUCGUCCGCGAGCUUGAGAAAGUCGACGGCACCCGCUUCCAAGUCGACAAGUGGGACCGCCCCAACGGCGGCGGCGGCAUCACCUGCGUCCUGCAAGACGGUGCCGUCUUCGAAAAGGGCGGUGUCAACACCAGCAUCGUCUACGGCACCCUGCCGCGCGCCGCCAUCAGCAAGAUGAGGGUCAACCACAAGGCCUUGGACCCGGAUGUCGAGAGUUUGGAAUUCUUUGCCGCCGGUCUGAGCAUGGUGCUGCACCCCCACAACCCCAUGGCUCCCACCGUGCACCUGAACUAUCGCUACUUUGAGACUGCAAAUGCCGACGGCUCGCCCAAUGCUUGGUGGUUCGGCGGAGGCACUGAUCUUACCCCUUCGUACUUGUUUGACGAAGAUGUCAUUCAUUUCCACCGCACAAUCAAAGAUGCUUGUGAUGCCCAUGACAAGGACUACUAUCAACGUUUCAAGGAGUGGUGCGACAAGUACUUUUAUGUUUCGCACCGCGGAGAGACUCGCGGUGUUGGAGGCAUCUUCUUUGAUGACCUCGACGAGACUGAGAAGGACCAAGAGUCCAUCUUUGCCUUUGCUCAGUCUUGUCUCGAUGCCUUCCUGCCUUCAUACAUCCCUAUCAUUGAGAAGAGAAAGGACAUGCCUUUUACGGACAAGGAGAAGGCCUGGCAACAACUGCGCAGGGGGCGCUAUGUCGAGUUCAACCUCGUACACGAUCGGGGAACCAGCUUCGGCCUGAACACACCCGGUGCCAGAGUUGAGAGUAUCCUGAUGAGCUUGCCUUUGACCGCACGCUGGCAAUACAUGCACGCCCCCGAGAAGGGCUCAAGGGAGGAGCGCAUGCUGAGCGUCCUCAAGGAGCCCAAGGAGUGGGUAUAG